Messenger RNA from Rhododendron vialii, 3035 nucleotides. RefSeq names its product scarecrow-like protein 33. Lineage: Eukaryota; Viridiplantae; Streptophyta; Magnoliopsida; Ericales; Ericaceae. Gene Ontology annotation, cellular component: nucleus. The coding region runs from base 269 to 2524 and encodes 751 amino acids. Gene Ontology annotation, biological process: regulation of DNA-templated transcription. The record is from RefSeq and is a predicted model, not a curated record. Gene Ontology annotation, molecular function: sequence-specific DNA binding; DNA-binding transcription factor activity. The transcript is spliced from 3 exons.
AUGACUUUUAUCGCAUCGUUCCGAAGACUUUUCGUCUUCCAUACAUUCUCUGCGCCAUAGAUAGUAGCAGUAUAUAGUAGUGUUUUUUUUUUCCUGCUUCCGAGAACCUUCAAAACCCUUCUUCUUUUUCCCCCUCAAAAUUCAUACUAAACCUAAUUAACGAUAAUCCCCUUUUACGGCACACAAAUUUCCAGACCUCUCUCUCUCGCUCCCUCUGCACUACACUCUCACUCUAUCUAUCUUCCUCUGAGGGAUUUUGGGAUCGCCGAUGGUCAUGGAUCCACGUUUCACUGAAUUCUCCGAUUCUAUAAAUGGUUUCAAAUUCGAGGAUGAUACUUCCAAUCUGUUUGAAAAUAUUUCAAAUACAUUCAAGUUUGAAGACGACUCUGUAGAUCUCAACUUCAUGGGCCUUCCUUCACUCCCCCCUGAUCCCAACCCCGGUUAUGUCGCUCCUAACUCUAAAAUAAGCUCAGAUGGGGACUCUCCCGAUGACAGUGAUGUCUCUGAAGAUGUUCUCAAGUACAUAAACUCAAUACUCAUGGAAGAAAACAUAGAGCAGAGACCCAGUAUGUUCCAUGAUCCUUUGGCCCUACAGGCUACUGAGAAAUCCUUAUACAAUGUCAUCGGUGAGAGGUAUCCCGCUUCCCCCAUCCCACACUACCUCUAUUCCAAUCAAAAUUUUGAAAGCCGAGAUGAAUAUACAUUCAGUAGUUCCAUUGACCAGAGUAGUAGCAGCAAUACUAGCGGUGGCAACUCCAUUGAUUCUCAAUGGAUAUGCGAUCCUGGAGAGAGUAAAACAUCUGUCCAAAGUUAUCCUUUGGGGUACCCGUUUCAAUCGGGGUUGGAGACCACUUCGCUUUUGUCAUUUGGCUCUAUGAAGAGUUUCGGUGACAAUGCUAAUGGACCAUUUAACCCUUCUGUGGGUAGCAACCUGGUUUCAAGCAUAUAUAGUGACACCCAGUCAAUCUUGCAGUUCAAUAGAGGGGUAGAGGAAGGUAGCAAGUUCCUUCAUGGUAGUAAUCAGUUAUGUAUUGAUUUGGAGAACUAUGAAUCGCAUCUGCAGCCAAAGGAAGGGGAAGGGGCUUCUGGGGUUGUAGUCAAGGUAGAGAAAGAUGUGAUGGCAAGUCCACCUAAUAGCUCAAGGGGUAGGAAGAAUCAUCACAGGGAGGACACUAGUUUAGAAGAGGAGAGGGAUAACAAGCAGUUUGCAGUUUAUGUGGAAGAAGAGGCUGAGUUGUCUGAGAUGUUUGAUGAGGUUUUGCUUUUUAAAAAUGUCAAAGGGGAGUCUAAAUGGUGUGAUGAAGAAGCGCAAAGUGAAGCAACCAAGAACUUGAAGCAGAAUGGGAAGCCACGUGCUAAGAAGCAGGGAAAUAACAUGGAAGUGGUGGAUUUGCCAACUCUUUUAAUUAGCUGCGCGCAAUCAGUUGCUGCUGAUGAUUGCAGGACUGCAAAUGAACAGCUAAAGCGAAUUAGGCAACACUCUACUCCGUUUGGGGAUGGGUCUCAGAGGUUGGCCCACAUAUUUGCUAACGGUCUCGAUGCGCGCUUAGCUGGCACUGGAUCCCAGAUUUAUCAAUCCCUGGUUUCCAAGAGAAUUUCAGCAGCUGAAAAGUUGAAAGCUUACCAGGUGUAUCUUAAAGCUUCUCCAUUCAAGAAGGUGAUGAUACUCUUCACAGUCAAAACGAUUGCGCAUUUAGCUAUGAAAUCAACCAAGAAAAAGCUCCAUAUCAUCGAUUUCGGUAUCCAGUAUGGUUUCCAGUGGCCCAUCCUUAUCCAAUUCCUCUCAAACCUACCUGGUGGGGUCCCUGAACUUCGAAUAACCGGAAUAGAGUUUCCACGGCCUGGCUUCCGUCCUGCAGAAUUUGUUGAGGAGACGGGGCGACGCUUGGCAAAAUAUUGCGAGCGCUUUAAUGUUCCAUUUCAAUACCAUGGCAUAGCAGCACAGAAAUGGGAAACUAUCAAAAUUGGGGACCUCAAUAUAAGCAGUGAUGAAUUGGUUGCUGUGAAUUGUCUCUUCCGGUUAGAGCACCUACUUGAUGAGACAGUGGUGGUGGACAGUCCAAGGGAUGCUGUUCUAAAGCUAAUUAGAAAAAUGAAUCCUGAUAUUUUUGUGCAUUCUGUUGUUAACGGCUCCUACAGUUCACCCUUCUUUGUCACUAGGUUUCGCGAGGCACUCUUCCACUACUCUUCAUUGUUUGAUAUGUUUGACACUAACUUAGACCGUGAAGAUGAGGGGAGGAUGAAUUUUGAGCAAGAGUUCUAUGGGCGCGAGGUAAUGAAUAUAAUUGCGUGUGAGGGUUUGCAAAGGUUUGAGAGGCCUGAGACAUACAAGCAGUGGCAGGUUCGCAAUAUGAGGGCUGGUUUCAGGAUGCGUCCAUUGGAGCAAGAGCUAAUGAAGAAACUAAGGGGCAUUGUGAAGGCAGGGUAUCACAAAGAUUUUGUGAUCGAUGAAAAUGGCCAAUGGAUGUUGCUAGGAUGGAAGGGUAGGAUUGUCUGUGCUAGCUCCUGUUGGAUACCCGCAUAGAACUCUGUAAGGCGUGAAUUUUAUUACUCUGGGGGGAGGGAGGGGCUAGGAUGUUUUGGAAUGCAGGCAAAGAUUACCAGUAGUACCUGGGUUUUAACAGAAGCCGCUUGCGGGUUAUGAGGGUGACAUAUCGUGCACCCUUGUCAUGGUUGUAAAGAAGCAUCAUCUUGACAUGGUUUACAAUUAUGGAACUAAAGUUGCUCAGGCUGAGAAGAGAUUUGUUACUUAUAAAGGACUUAAGUUGUUGAAGCUGCUGUUGUUAUGCUAUCUCGUGCUGUUUUCUUAUCAGGAUAUUUGACAAGCGAAUCACAUUUUUUCUUUUCUUCACUUUUUCUCAUUGGUGGCGGAGUUUAACUUUUUAGACUACUUGUACUUCGUGCAUGUGAGUUCCUCAUGAGCUUGUAGUUGUAUGUUUGUUUGGUCAGGGUACAUAUGGAAGUAGAACUUUGUUAAGUUGCUGCUUGAAAUUCUUCAUUUAGGUACGUAUUGGAGUUCAUUUUGUUGUGUACUA